Molecule: messenger RNA, 558 nt
Organism: Heterostelium album PN500
Lineage: Eukaryota; Evosea; Eumycetozoa; Acytosteliales; Acytosteliaceae
Exons: 2
Coding region: 1-558 (185 amino acids)
Source: RefSeq, a predicted model, not a curated record
AUGUCAUUGUCACAGUUAGAUAAAGAUGGAAGUGGAGGUCCUCCUUCAUCACCAAAGUCAGGUAGUAGUAAUACCGGAGGUUCAACAAUCUCAUCUUCCUCCAAUCUAAAUAGUCAAUCAUCACAUUCCUCUAGUAGUAAUAUCAAUCAGAGUGGCGGUAUCAACAACAAUAAUAGUAGUAAUAGCAGUCAAUCAAAUAUUGGUAUUGGUUCAUCAAGUGGUACAAGCAGUAGUAUUAACAAUAAUAACAAUAGUAGUAACAAUAAUAAUUAUAGUAAUUAUAUACCAAGUAAACUAAGUAGAAGUAAUAGUUAUGUACAGAAUUUAAAUAGACAAAAUUAUUUCUCGCAGCAGCAACAAUCUUCGAUAUAUACAUAUUUGGGCGAUGGUGAACAUCAGCUGCAACCACAACAACAGCAGUCUUUAAAAUCAAGAAUAUUAAACACCUUCACAUGCUAUGUUUUCAAACCAUUUUUAAUUGGUGUAUCAGGUUCAUUUGGUUUAAGUGUUGGUGGUGUAUUGAAUGCACUUCAUCUCUGUAUUAAAAUUAUUUAUUAA